Octopus sinensis (East Asian common octopus) is the source of this 833-nucleotide messenger RNA. RefSeq lists its product as uncharacterized. Bases 1 to 825 code for a protein of 274 amino acids. The record is from RefSeq and is a predicted model, not a curated record. The transcript has 7 exons. NCBI's taxonomy places the organism in Eukaryota, Metazoa, Mollusca, Cephalopoda, Octopoda, Octopodidae.
AUGGAGGGUGAGCGAUUUUGUAAUGGACAGGAACAAAGAGACAACGUGAAAUUUUGCUUUAAACCUAGAAAGUUUGCUUCAGAGAUAUUGAACAUUCUUCGGCAAGCUUACGGCGACGAGGCGAUGGGUCGUACACAAUGUUUUGAUUGUGAGGGGCGUUUCAAACGUGGAAGCAAGUCCCUGGAAGACGAAUCAAGUUCCUUUCUUACAAGAAGAUUUCAAAUAAUUAAAAAAAGGGAAAAGAACAUACACACAUACUGGGUGUCUCAUAACGAUGGGAUACAUUUUAAACGCAACUGGGACUGUAACAAGCAAGGCUACAGCGGCUUAAAUAACGGUAAUGGAAAAGUAGAUUACAUAACUUUCCAUGAGUUGUCAAAUACACUUCCAGAAAAUAACGAAAACCAUGGCAUUACGAAAAACUUAACUGACGUAAGGAUAGUCAAAGACACGACCCACGUAACACCAGUUGCACCAACAACCCUCGAUCAUCGCCUGCUUUGGUUCAUUUUUGCUAUCAGCUUUUUGCUCGCAUUUUCAGUCUCAUUUACCUCCCUUUACACAUAUUACCGUCAAUUAAGAAAACUUAAAGACACAAAUAACAAUAACAUUCAGGUCGAUACCUAUAUAAAAUGUCCUCAAAGGAAAUGGAAUCCGGCAGAUCGAUCGUCAAAUUCCCUGUCACCCCAGCGCAGAUAUAUUCACAGAUACCAAACGGGAAACCACAAAAAAGAUUGCGUGAAACUGUUCAGUAUUAUAAGCGAUGACGACACGGACACAACAGAUGAUGAAACAAUUAUAUUUGAUAUUGAUAAUAUUCCAUAAAACUAAAU